CUAGCGCGUGCGCGCCCUUCCCUCCAGCGCGCGCCCCGCGCCUGGGACUAGGCUGGAGUCGCGCGUGCAGCUAGCAGGGAGGCAGCUGGGCGUCCAGAGCCGCGGCCGCAGCGCGCAGCUGGCAGAGACUCUCGGCUGGCCACGCACUUGCCUCCUCUGGGGCCUCCAGGAGCCUCUUGGCGCUCUUCUUCCCAGCCCGGCCCCAGCAGGCUCCACCGGCCUUGGCCUGGGCUGCAUUUGCCGCUACUCACUGUGCCCUGGACAGAGGGACGCCCGCCCCGUCACGUGUGUCCAAGUCCUCCGCCAGUCGGGGCAGCGUGGUUCCCAUGGUUCAAGCCUGUGCUAUCUGUUGCAGGCUGUUGAUGGAGAGGUGGGCGGAUGACAGCCGGGACUGUGGUCAUCACUGGGGGCAUCUUGGCAACUGUGAUUCUGCUCUGUAUCAUCGCUGUUCUGUGCUAUUGUCGGCUUCAGUAUUACUGCUGCAAGAAGGACGAAUCCGAGGAGGACGAGGAGGAGCCCGACUUCGCAGUGCACUCACACCUGCCGCCCCUGCAUUCCAACCGCAGCCUUGUGCUGACCAACGGGCCUGCUCUCUACCCAGCUGCCACCACCUCUUUCAGCCAGAAGUCCCCGCAGGCCCGGGCCCUCUGCCGAAGCUGCUCCCACUACGAGCCGCCCAGCUUCUUCCUGCAGGAGCCAGACGACAGCGACUUUGAGGGUGUGCGCAACGGUGGAGGCCGAGUGGCUUACAGAAGCAUCAGCCAGGAGGACGUGGAGCUGCCCCCCACAAGUUUCGGGGGCCUGCAGGCGCUCAACCCCAACCGCCUCUCUGCCAUGCGUGAGGCCUUUUCCAGAAGCCGCAGCGUGAGCACCGACGUGUGACAGGCCUCCAUUCUGCCCAGGCUCCCAGCCCUGGAGGGUCUUGAGAUCAUGGCAAGAUCCCCAUGGCACACCCUUGCCCAAUGCCCAGACAUCUGCUCAGCCAAGUCUAUCCCUGUCCUAGGGGCUCCAGGGAUGGGGAACUCCCAGGCCCUCUACAGGGAUAAAGCCCAAUGAACCAGAUGUAGCAGCUGGGGGUAGGGACCACUGGCACAGGAUGAGAGGCAGAGGACAAGAGGGUAAGGUGAGGCUAUGUUGGGGCACAGGGGCCAGAUCCUGUUUCCAGGAAGUGAGGAGAUGUCAACCCCAGCAACUUGUCUGGCUCUGGUUUCGUGGUCUUAGCCUGUCACUCCCUCACCAGGCC
This is a messenger RNA of Meriones unguiculatus (Mongolian gerbil), 1243 nucleotides long. RefSeq names its product family with sequence similarity 163 member B (gene Fam163b). The transcript has 3 exons. The record is from RefSeq and is a predicted model, not a curated record. The coding region runs from base 379 to 882 and encodes 167 amino acids. NCBI's taxonomy places the organism in Eukaryota, Metazoa, Chordata, Mammalia, Rodentia, Muridae.